AUGGCGACCACCAACGAGAAGAAGAUCCACACGGAGGAGAUCGAGAUCCGUUCCCAAGCCCUGAUGCAGUUACUGUCUGACACCAGUAUAUACUGGAAAGAUGAUUUAGAAGACGUUGAUCGCACCUUCACCAUUGACGCGCCUUUCUACAACUUUGUCUGGUCGUGGGAAGCGUGCUGUCAAGCCGGGAUACCGAGAGACAGUGAUUCCGAGUCUACCAAGGAGGCUCGAAAAGACUUAUCGGACCUGCUAGGGCUUGUUCAAACUUCCAACACGCGUGAGUCUUACUUCAAAGCCAGAGACAACAUCCUAAAGACGAAGAAGAUCAAGUUCGAGUACCUUUGGACCAUCUUUGGCCAUGGGCAACAAGUUUAUGCAAAUUCAUUCUUAGAGGAGAUGCAAAUGCUGGAGGUCCAUGAUUUCUGGGAACAGGGCGAAGCUCUUGAAGUGCUCUGUCGUGGAGUCGAUUGGGAUGGAGCCAAACUCGCGACAUACCAUUACUACUUUUCAAUCAAGGAGUAUCAAGGCGAGAGGCCCAUCAACAGCCUUGAUGUUGUCCCGGUAGACCUUUUCAACGUAGCGAACACGGCUCCCGAUAACUCCGACCUGAGGACUAAGCUCAUCGAACGAGGCCGCAGAUUCUGUGAGCUAUGCAGCCAGGACUCCGGUGCGUUACAAUGCGAGUAUGUUGGUGAUGCUUUGACUGAUGCGACGUCUUUACAUCGGCUCAACCCUGUACGGAUGAAAGAGGCUCGCCACAAAGAGGCAUCAUCAGGCGCCGAUUCCCGCUUUUAUGAUAUGGUGCCAUAUAACAUCCCCAGGAAAGACCGAGGCGUCAUCAUCGACAACUGGACGUUUCUGAACUCCGCUAGGAACCCGCGGUGGUUCCCGUCUCCUCCACUCGGAGUCAGACCUGGAGGGGUCUUUUUGACUUGCCAGUGCCUAGUAUGCAAGUUGUCACCUAUACAAAAGGUCGCUAAUGCGAGCGCUAAGGCUUUUGCCAAUGAUGAGGAGAUGUUGGUACUCUUACCGCCGAAACUGCUAGGCUUCGUCCUCAAAAGCAAGAUCUGGGCACAAUUCGCCGUUGAUAAGAUGCAGCGCACAUACUUAAGGGGUAGCUUGGAGCUAACCAAGGCGUUCGACGAGGAGUUGCAGCUCAAUGAAGACGACAAGGAUUUGCUCUUGGCCCUGGUCAACGGCCAUCAAGCGUUGCUACCUCAAUUCGAAGGAUCUGGACCGGGAAUUCCUGGUCAUAACAACCAAGGUACCGACGUGAUUGAAGGGGAGGGCCAAGGUUUGGCCAUUAUGCUCCAUGGACCCCCCGGCGUUGGCAAGACCUUGACAGCCGAGACGAUUGCAAAGAGGACCAAUAGACCUCUCCUAUCAGUGUCCGUAGCAGAAAUCGGCGUGCAGCCUCAUGAAGCCGAACACAAGCUGACUGAUAUCUUUGCUGAUGCUGCACGAUGGCAGGCCGUGCUGCUGAUGGACGAAGCCGACGUAUUUGUUGAAGAACGACAGAAGGGAGAGCUCGAUCGCAACGCGCUAGUCUCAGAAUUGUUGCGAUGCUUGGAAUAUUACGAGGGCAUCAUCAUCCUGACCACCAAUCGUAUCCGGACGAUCGACAUUGCUUUGCAGUCCCGGAUUCACCUCGCCAUCCAGUACAAGGGCCUCAGCGCAGACUCAAGCUUGCAGAUCUAUAAGGACAAUCUGGCGAGAAUCCCGCCAAAUGAGAUUGAGCAUGGCUAG
This is a messenger RNA of Fulvia fulva, 1746 nucleotides long. RefSeq lists its product as uncharacterized. The coding region runs from base 1 to 1746 and encodes 581 amino acids. Gene Ontology annotation, molecular function: ATP binding; ATP hydrolysis activity. The record is from RefSeq and is a predicted model, not a curated record. NCBI's taxonomy places the organism in Eukaryota, Fungi, Ascomycota, Dothideomycetes, Mycosphaerellales, Mycosphaerellaceae. The transcript has 2 exons.